Messenger RNA from Coprinopsis cinerea okayama7#130, 1323 nucleotides. RefSeq lists its product as hypothetical. NCBI's taxonomy places the organism in Eukaryota, Fungi, Basidiomycota, Agaricomycetes, Agaricales, Psathyrellaceae. The transcript has 2 exons. The record is from RefSeq and is a predicted model, not a curated record. Bases 1 to 1323 code for a protein of 440 amino acids.
AUGCCGGAGGACGACUGGCGCUUGCCCCGAGAAAUUAUCUUCCACAUUCUCGAUCUCAUAAUUAGCGACUAUCGCCCAAGCCUCGCUCUAGACGGUCCUCAGCCUUGGGGACUUCAAGACCCCAAGUCCUCAUCGAUCCCCCCAGUUCUCAAAGCAAUCUCCCUCACAUGCCGCGCCCUCUGCGAAUACACGCGCCCGUUCAUCUUCGAAACGAUCCGCAUCACGCCAGAACCAAGAGUGUACCUCGCCAAACAGCGCUCAACAAUGGAGGCGUUUGCGGCCCUCCUCAGACACUCCCCUCACCUCGCCAGAUAUGUCGAAAACCUCGUCAUCAGCGCAUCAAAGGCGGAGACGGAGGCCCUGAAAGACAUGGGAUGGAGGGCAUUUGCACCAAGCCAGCUCCAACGGAGCUACACCUGGUCGAAGGUCCUGGAACAGAACUACCCCGACCUCAAAUGGCUCGUUCUGGACAUCCCGAUCCGCUGGGUAGAGAUUGCACCGGAUACCGCGAAGUCACUCACCAAAUUAUUGGAGUCGGAGGGCCUUGAAGGGCUCAGUAUCGACGCGCGGAUGUUUGCUUCGAGGAAGCUAAGACUCUGCAAGAGUCUCAAGUAUUUCCGCUUCGAUAGCAGCCACGACAUUCGCUGUUCUCCGCGAUCCGACAUUGUCGUCGAAGCACUACCAGCCAGUCGACUCCCUGCACUGACGCUGUUGGAUCUUUCCGCGUCGAUCCCUGCUACCCCCACUUGGUUGCAAAUGAUACAGGGUAGAUGCUUUGAUUGUUCAAAGCUGGAACGGUGCCGCAUAGGGAUAGACGGAUCUACGUCGUUUCCUCCUCACUGUUGUGACUUUUUGCAUCUUUCCACGCAUACCCUCACUCACAUCGAGAUAUAUUUCCGGAAGUUCAAACUUGCGUCCUCGCGUCCUCCCGAAGAUUUUACUCCUCUAAACCUUUCUCUGUUCAAGAGAUUGAAAGUCCUCGUAAUCGCAGCACACUUUGAAGAACGGGAAAGAAUCCUAGACUGGCUUUUCCAAUCGGCUGGACCCAUCGCGUCCCCAAACAAGCUUGAGAUCAAGCUUCAGCUCAGGACAGGGAAUGAAGUUCUCGCCCGUGGGUAUCCACUACAGCCAGAAGACCUGGAGGUACCGCCAUCCACUUCAACAACGCAGGAGUGGGAGUCAAAAUGGUCCACGACAGUCAAUACAAGGGCAUGGAUUCCCUCGCGCUUGCUUAGAGUUUCUGCUGUUCUCGACAUGCGGAAAAGCGCAGAUUAUCCAGAUGAUUGGAUAGUGCCACUUGAUAUCUACCAUACUCCAGGAUGA